UGUACAACAAGAAUUUUUCUUUCUUCACACCACCGGAAAUUCUUUUAAUAAAUUUCCACUCACCUUCUUCUUCUUCCUCUCUUCAUUCCAUAGCAUAAAGGAACCUGGGAUUUUCUCCAUUUUACAAACUCCAAGGAAAAAUCCAAAUAUUCAUGUGACAAUGCCUUCAAUCUUUGACAUUGAAGCUGGAAAAACAGCGGUGAAAGAUGAGGACGCAGAGAUGCGUUGGGCAUUCAUUCGCAAGGUUUACGCCCUUGUUUCCCUUCAACUCUUCCUCUGCACGGCCGUUGGCGUCGCCAUGUAUCUAAUCCCCGCCGUUAAGACAUUCCUGAACACCACCGGCGGGCUGAUCGCCUUCAUAGCCGUAAUCGUUCUCGUCUUUGUAUUUCUCAUAGCAAUGAUUUGCUACAGUAAGAUUCAUCCAUGGAACUAUGUUCUCCUUUUGCUCUUUACAUUCGCCGUGGCUCUCAUGAUUGGAGCGUCUUGCACAUAUAAAAAAGGAAUAUAUGUCCUGAUGGCUGCUGGCGCGACGGUUCUUGUAUUUGUCGUGCUUACCCUGUUCACAUUCUGGGCUGCAAAGAAAGGCUGGGAUUUCAAUUUUUUGGGUCCUUUCUUGAUGUGUUGUCUCAUGGUGCUCAUUGCCUUCGGUUUUGUGAAGAAGACCGACUGAUGCACCUGCUAGACGACUUGUUGGGUGGGGAGAAGAGUCAGAGAAGAGAGGGAGGGGAAGACCCAAACAGAUAUGGAUUAAAGUAAUCAGAACUGAUACGCGUCUUCUUGAGUUGGAUGAGAGUAUGGCUUUGGAGAGAGCAAAGUGGAGGGCGCACAUCCAUGUGGACGAUUGAUGUCUUGUCUACCUUUCCUCUCUUUUUUCUUUUAUCGUUUAUCUUCCUUAUCUUUUUAUAUACUUAUGUUAUUUUUAUCUUCUAGCUUUUUUAUGCUCUUUUAUUUUUUUUCUUUUAUCUUUGUUAUAUUCUUGUGUUAUUGUUAUCUUAUAUUUAUUUAUCUUUAUUUUAUUCAUUUUAUCUUACUUUUUUUCCUUUUCUUGUCCGUCUUCUCUUUUUGGCAUCGAUAUCAUAGAUCGAU
This is a messenger RNA of Cuscuta europaea, 1086 nucleotides long. The record is from the annotation of a GenBank genome assembly. Lineage: Eukaryota; Viridiplantae; Streptophyta; Magnoliopsida; Solanales; Convolvulaceae.